CAAAUGGAGAGUCUAUAUGUUGUUAGGCCUGGUUUUAGAGUGCUUCACCUAGACCCCGGUCUUAUGACGUCUACAUGCUGCAAUCGUCCUAUUAGCCACUGGCUUCAGGAAACCAGGGCUUAGGGCUCCAAUUUGAGACCGCUUUUCUUAUCGAUAAGGAAGUAGUAACUUGUGGUGGGGACCUCGAGUGGACUCUGCUACCCUUCCAAGCGUAUGAAUACACGUCUAUCGGUGAUAAAUUACGAACCAGAGGGAAUAUGAAACGCGAAUACCUUCCCAUCGAGACACUCUCUGCUUGGACGAGACUCAAUGGCAUCUCCAUCGAUGGGGUCACGUUCCGCAAGUUGAGAACCGAAGAAGGCAUAGACAAGGGAUGUGCGAUAGUUGCGACAGGAGAGAAGGGCAAUCAGAGCUCAGAGACCGGAGAAUCAGAUGCAGAGGCCCUCCUUCGGGUUCCCUCUGACUUGAUUCUGUCGCUCAGGUUGGUUGAAAACCACGCCAAGUCUGAUCGGUAUCUGCGCGAGGUACUAGAUGCCGUCGGCGAUUUCGGAAGAACAGCUAGGGGUGCGAUUUUGAUCUUUUUAAUCCUCCAGAUCACAUAUUCUAGUCCGGAUUUCGCGGAUGAGCACCAUCGCAUUGGGGUGUCCAACCCUUGGACUGAAUAUAUAUGGUAUUUACCGUCUUCAAUAACACUACCUACAUUCUACACAGUGGAGGAGCGGGAGCUUCUGCAAGGGACAUCUCUGAAAUUGGCGGUGGAUGCAAAGAUCGCCUCACUUGAGAAUGAAUUCGAACUCUUACGCCAAUCAACCGAGAGCAUAUCUUGGUGUCGCAAGCAUUGGUGGGAUGAGGAUACAGGGAAAUUCACGUUGGAUGACUGGAAAUACGUCGAUGCCAUGUACCGAUCGCGUAUGGUGGACUUGCCAAGCUCUGGCCAUGCAAUGGUUCCAUGCAUUGACAUGGCUAACCAUGCAUCUGAGGAUAUUGUGAAAGCUUUAUACGACGAAGACACAGAAGGCAAUGCGGUGCUUCAGCUACGAUCGGGGCGGAAACUUCAUGCCGAUGAGGAAGUUACUAUAUCGUACGGGGACGACAAACCAGCAUCGGAGAUGAUAUUCUCAUAUGGAUUCCUCGAUCAAGAGAGAAGCGGUGCAAAGCAGAUAUAUCUCAAUCUUGAUAUUCCCGAAGACGAUCCAUUGAUCAUGGCCAAGAAACGAGUUUGCAAGGCACCACCGGGACUUCGGUUAUUUGAUUCUCCUACGGCGGAAAGGGGCAGCACUAAUUGGGAUAGUCCGUUUGUCUGGUGGCUUUGCGUGAACCAAGAAGACGGGCUUGAAUUUGAAGUAUUACAAACCAAUGAUGGGGGUAGAGAACUCAAGGUCAGUUGGAAAGGUGAGGAGAUCAGAGAUCCCGAUGACCUUAAAGCCUUCUUGAUAAAGGACCCUCUCUGGGAUAUCUUCCAACUUCGAGCAGUGGUGACUGUACUGGAUCGACUAGAAUCUCAUUUUCUCAUCCUCCGAGAAACUCAGAUCAUGGUUGAAGAGAUCAAUCACAAUGAGGAUAUGCUUGCUCUCUUCAGGCCUGAGGUGUAUAGUACAAUUAACAGCCUGCGUGAGUUGGAGGGGAAGCUGUUGGAGAAAGGAAUCGAGGAUUUAGCCCAGCAGAGACAGGAUCUGAUGGCGAGUGAGGCGGUCACCGCGUAUCUCACCCAACAACAGUCCGAUGAUGUCGAAGAGGAUUUCUCGUGAUCAUCAAUCCAUGUAUAUGCCUUGAAGAUACGAGGCCAUUUCACCCAAUCCGCCACUGUGCUUGGAAUCAUUAGUUUCGCUAUGUUGCUACACAGUAUCGAGCAUUGUUAGCAUCGAUUAAUCCAUACCGAAACCGGAACCUGUUUGAGUUUCGCAUUAUCCACUACGGAAGGUCGAUCAUUCAAUUAAAAUGAACGUGGAUUGUGGGGAAACCCCAGUUGGGGUAAGGCAACAGAAAGAGUUGGUGGAGUCCCAAGUUCAUGGCUACCUAAGGGUCGAGAUCGUGUCAGCGGGCCAGAGGCGAAAUUCCUUUUGAGCUGCCUUUAUAAAAUUCUAUGACGUGAUACGGACCA
Molecule: messenger RNA, 2101 nt
Organism: Aspergillus pseudonomiae
Lineage: Eukaryota; Fungi; Ascomycota; Eurotiomycetes; Eurotiales; Aspergillaceae
Product: SET domain-containing protein
Exons: 4
Coding region: 258-1748 (496 amino acids)
Biological process (GO): peptidyl-lysine monomethylation
Cellular component (GO): nucleus
Molecular function (GO): protein-lysine N-methyltransferase activity
Source: RefSeq, a predicted model, not a curated record